UGGUCGCUGCAAUGGUACCUCUUCCAUAGUCAGACUCGGGCGACUGGGGCCCAGCGUAAUCCAAGAAAUCACCGAUAAGUUUGAUGAAGGGAGAAACAGCUUCGGCUUCGGUCCGGUGGCUGUGCAGAUUACGCAAUCACUUUCUACCCCUCUCGACCAAAAAGAGAUAUUUCCCCUAUACUCCUACAAAAUGGGUCUCCCCCUCAGAGCUACCCUAUUAUUCCUCUUAACUCUUGACGUUCACAAUGUCUACCACCGUUGACCUCAAACAAUUCGUCGACAUAUCCAACAACCAACGUCAUCGUCUUUGUGACUAUGUCGUCGACUGUGUAGUUGAUGCGGUUGAUUUCGCGACAGGAUGUCCACCAGCUUACUGCUGCCCUCCAUCCAAUCAACCUGAAUAUGCUCUUCUCAGGAAGUUUGUUAUCCUCCUCGUCACACUGUCGCACCCUUCGGUCUACACAAUUGCAGUUGCCUUGGUCUAUAUUGACCGUUUGAUACUCACGGAGCGCCUCGUCUUUGAUAAUGCAACCCGUGAGCGCCUAGUUUUAGGAGCCCUUAUGUUGGCUAGUAAACACCAGAGUGACGUUCCUCUUGAAGAUGAGGACUGGACUGAUUUCAGUCUGCCCUUCAGCCGAAAGGAGAUUAACCAAAUGGAACUCGAUUUUCUUGAUGCUUUGGAAUACGACCUACAAGUCUCGGAUGAUGAACUGCUGGAGCACUCACUUCCAAUUGUCGAGAUCCUCUCCUCCCUCCGAACACUGUGGUAUUGUCCAAACCACAGCCCUUCACGCCCAAUGAACACACAGUAUUAUCCCACACACCACUACGCGGCGUCCAGUGGUAGCUCGCUAACGUUGGUGGAAUCAGAGGGUAGCAGCUCCGUUGGCAAAACUCUUGCCACAUUUCGGCAGAGGGGCUUGUGUGCUUUGCGGAGCUGGUUGCGACGCACUCUUGCUUUUGAAGAUUAGGCGGGUCGAUUUUGAUGAUCGUGAGGGGUAAAUAAC
This is a messenger RNA of Pisolithus orientalis, 1007 nucleotides long. RefSeq lists its product as uncharacterized. The transcript has 4 exons. Lineage: Eukaryota; Fungi; Basidiomycota; Agaricomycetes; Boletales; Pisolithaceae. Gene Ontology annotation, biological process: regulation of cyclin-dependent protein serine/threonine kinase activity. Gene Ontology annotation, cellular component: cyclin-dependent protein kinase holoenzyme complex; nucleus. The coding region runs from base 246 to 971 and encodes 241 amino acids. Gene Ontology annotation, molecular function: cyclin-dependent protein serine/threonine kinase regulator activity; protein kinase binding. The record is from RefSeq and is a predicted model, not a curated record.